Molecule: messenger RNA, 3005 nt
Organism: Alexandromys fortis (reed vole)
Lineage: Eukaryota; Metazoa; Chordata; Mammalia; Rodentia; Cricetidae
Gene: Mtap
Product: methylthioadenosine phosphorylase
Exons: 8
Coding region: 155-1006 (283 amino acids)
Biological process (GO): nucleoside metabolic process
Cellular component (GO): cytosol
Molecular function (GO): S-methyl-5-thioadenosine phosphorylase activity
Source: RefSeq, a predicted model, not a curated record
GUACCAGGAGAGCAGCCAAUCCCACGCUCCCCGGGAGGAAGAGGAGGAGCCAGGGCCCCAGGGCCCCCGCACUGCUCACUCCCGCGCGGCGCCGGGUCUGCAGUCUUCUCCCGCUUCAGCGUUCCCGCUCAUAGACGACUCCCCUGGUGCAGACAUGGCCUCGGGCGCCGCCUGCGCGCCGGUGAAGAUUGGGAUAAUUGGUGGAACAGGCUUGGAUGAUCCAGAAAUUUUAGAAGGAAGGACUGAAAAAUAUGUGGAUACUCCGUUUGGCAAGCCGUCCGACGCCUUAAUUCUGGGGAAGAUAAAGAAUGUUGAUUGUGUACUUCUUGCAAGACAUGGGAGACAGCAUACCAUCAUGCCCUCGAAAGUCAACUACCAGGCCAACAUCUGGGCUUUGAAGGAAGAGGGUUGUACACAUGUCAUAGUGACCACAGCCUGCGGGUCCUUGAGAGAGGAGAUCCAGCCUGGUGACAUGGUCAUCAUCGAUCAGUUCAUUGACAGGACAUCCCUGAGGCCUCAGACCUUCUAUGAUGGAAGUCACUGUAGCGCCAGAGGAGUGUGCCAUAUCCCAAUGGCUGAACCGUUUUGCCCCAAAACAAGAGAGGUCCUCAUAGAAACAGCUAAGAAGCUUGGUCUUCGAUGCCAUUCAAAGGGAACAAUAGUCACAAUUGAGGGGCCUCGUUUCAGCUCUCGGGCAGAAAGUUUUGUAUUCCGUACUUGGGGUGCAGAUGUUAUCAAUAUGACCACAGUUCCAGAGGUGGUGCUUGCUAAGGAGGCUGGCAUUUGCUAUGCAAGCAUUGCCAUGGCAACCGAUUAUGAUUGUUGGAAGGAGCAUGAAGAAGCGGUGUCAGUGGAUGGGGUUUUAAAGACCAUGAAAGAAAAUGCCAACAAAGCCAAAAGCUUACUGCUCACUACGAUUCCACAGAUAGGCUCUAUGGAGUGGUCAGAAACGCUUCGAAAUCUGAAGAACAUGGUCCAGUGUUCUGUUUUACCACCAAGACAUUGAAACGGCAUGGCCACCACGAGGAGACUUACUACUUCUAGUCUUUGGGAGAUUUUGCUUAAACAAAAAAUGGGACCGAUACGUGGCCUUUGUUCCUUUUCCGGGAAAGGAGCAUGUGGUAAGAAAGAGACCGUGCACUCCAACUGAGAUACAGAUUCUUCUGGAACCUGGAAGGAAAACAACAGCCUGCAGAAAUAUAAGGGAACAAAGCCAAAAACCUUGUCAAUCAUUUCUCCUUCUACACUGGCAACCAUGAAGACUGGUGAGGAUGUUUGUCCAUUCCCCCGCACUGCUGAUGGCUGUGAGCUUGAAAUUUGACUGUGGUUGUAAAUUGGCACCAUCCUUCUGGGAGGCAGGUUCAGUACGUUGCAUCUCGGGCUUAAAAAUACUGAAUGCACUUUGGUAUGCUGGAAUUUCUCUUUAAGAAGUUAUGGGAGAGUCAUUGAAAGAAUCAUGAAAAGAAGGCAAAAUAUUCUAAACAAUAUGGAAAAAUUAGAUAUAUCAUGUUCCUGUUAAACUUAAGCUAUGAAGCAAUCAAGUAGAAAUCAUAUUUUCUCACAAAGAAAUGGUCACUUCAUACUGUGAAAUGAGGGGAAAGGGUAUAAGCAUUUAUGAUACUGGUUUUUUGUUUUAAAUGGUGUGUUAAUGUACAAAAAAAAGACUAGAAGGGAUAUAUAUAAUCCUGCUACUGUAUUUGUGAAGAGAUGCUGGAUAAUUCUUUCUUUUGAUCUUUUUCUCUACUUUUUUUAAAAGUAUAAUCAAAUAAUAAAGUUGUAACACUUAAAAUGGACUUAGAGAAAUCAAACUCUUUGAAACUCUUGGUGGGGAAACAAAGAUGUUUAUAAAAGAAGCGCCCGUGUGAUACAGGAUCUACAAUCCAGAUAGCCUGCACUCAGAAAAAUACAAACAAACCAAAACGUGCUAUGUGAGAAACAUAGAUCUUUUUUUAAGAUCACCACAGAUGCAACCACUCGGGACUGUGACUGAGAAGGUUGGUGUUCACUGCUACAUUGUGUCAAAGGCAAACUGCUUCAAGGAUUGCUGGUGUGCCUCAUUGCCGUAUAUCAGAUCAUUUUUACACUACCAUUUCUUUCUAUUCCGUUUUAAGAGUUGACCCAUUCUCAGUUGGCAGUGUUGUUUUUGAAAACAAGAAAGGAAGGAAGGAACCAGAAGCCUUGUGUUUUGUCGUAGGAUACUUUUUGUUACCGCCAUGGGCUAUCUUCUUGUAAAGUAAGUGUGCUCAUGUCUGAAGCUGACUUCAGGAAAGUAAGCAACUGAUUGUAAGGAUAACAAACCAGUUGCUCCAGCUGUCAUGUUGAGCCCCUGGUAAGUGCCAUUGUAACUUCGGGCCCAUGUUGCGGAGCUUCCUGCUCUGGUUAUUAAAAAUGUGUAGAGACUUCAUGGGUCCUGACCGGGCUCUUGGUAGUUUUUACUUCCUUGGGGAGUGAGCGUUUGUCUUAUCGCCUCCAGUGUGGAAGAGUGCUUUUCCUCAGUGGCCUUCUCCAGCAUCGUCAUAAGCAGGCUUCUUCCUGAAUCCUUCACUGCGAUUGGAAUUGCAUAUAAACUUACACUGUCUACCUUCUUAGCUAUUUAAGUGUGGCUGAAAAUACAUUUGUAUUGUCUUUUCCUAUGGGUGUAUCAGUACAAAACAAUGGGUUUUAUUCUGUCAUUUUUAUAUGCAUAUCAUAUACAUCAUCAUUUAUCCCACGUUAUAUUAUCUUGUGCCUCCCAAAUAAUGUUCCCCAUACUUUAAUGUCAUCUAAUCUAUAUUCUGUAUAUGAGAGAAAUGUGUUUGCCUUACUAAGUCUGUCUGUCUUAGCAUGAUGCUCUCCAGCUCCAUCCAUUUUCCUACAUGUGAGAUAAUUCUUCUCUUUUCUCUAAGUAAAAUCCCAAUGUGUAGCAUACCAAUUCCUUUAUCCAUUCAUAGUUCGUGCACGUGUAGGCUGAUUCCUGAUUUUGGCCGUUCUGAAUAGUGUUUUAAUAAACAUGUGUUUGCAGACUU